AUGCCGUGGUUCCCGUUUUUUAUACUAAUUAUUUACCUCUCAACAACUGGUAAGAUUUUUUGUGAAAAACAAUUCGUGUUAGCUGAAUUUUUUUUUUCCAGAAGCUUUGAAAUGUUAUCAAUGCAAUGGUUGGCAUGGAGAAUACCCUUUGAGAUACAGUACUGCUGCAACUUGUGACAAUCGAAAUAAUCAAUGUGAAACUACACAAUUUUGUGUGAAAAUUAUCGAUCCAAUGUCACCAAAUGUCAAUUAUGUCACAUACAAAAGUGAUUGUUUCUAUCAAACACAAAUUCAAGUGAAUCCCACAAAUUUGAGCUAUGUUCAAGGAAAAAUGUGUUUCCCUUAUCAAGACGGAAGUGCCCCUGUCAAAAGGUUUGUCUACUGUUUUUUUAAAUCAAGUUAUUGAUUUUUUUAGAUGGUAUUAUUGUUUUUGCAAUGAUCGAGAUUACUGUAAUUCGGGAUAUUCGACGACGACAAAUUGGGCAAUUAUUUUGGUUUUUUCCUAUCUCUCAUUUUCAUUUUUGUAA
This is a messenger RNA of Caenorhabditis angaria, 527 nucleotides long. The record is from the annotation of a GenBank genome assembly. NCBI's taxonomy places the organism in Eukaryota, Metazoa, Nematoda, Chromadorea, Rhabditida, Rhabditidae.